Molecule: messenger RNA, 4443 nt
Organism: Podospora anserina S mat+
Lineage: Eukaryota; Fungi; Ascomycota; Sordariomycetes; Sordariales; Podosporaceae
Exons: 4
Coding region: 1-4443 (1480 amino acids)
Biological process (GO): replication fork reversal
Cellular component (GO): cytoplasm
Molecular function (GO): 5'-flap endonuclease activity; single-stranded DNA helicase activity
Source: RefSeq, a predicted model, not a curated record
AUGUGGGCAAACGACAUUAACCCCCACGAAUCUGGAAUAUCGACUAUACUGCUCUAUCAAAAUCGGAAAAGGCGUGCUAGAAGCUCGUCGCCAGUCUCUUCGCCCAUCACCAAGGGUACCACACCCGCCGCUGGUGUCAGGAAGACCUACCAAGGCCUCGGACCUCUUCGUGACGACCCAACAUCAGCGCUCUGGGGUUCCUACAACAUUAUUGGGACAGACGCUAGUCCAUCUCGCCUUGCGAAUCCAUCACCUGCCGAUCUGAUGGUGUCUUCGUCUCCUCGCCCCGCCCGGGAUGGGAUGGCACCUGGCAGCCAACGGUCUUUGAGGAAAACACUCAGUCUGGGCCGGAACUGGCCCAAGAGACGGAAGCUUGGGGGACUGGACGAAACAGAGCUUGGCACCCGAACGAACGCCUCACAGUCCAAAUCGGUCAUGGUUGAAGAAAUGUUGAAAACCGUUGGUGGUGAGCUUAGUAGAUCAUUCGAGGUCCAAGCCCGAAAGUCGUCCUCACAAGGAUCGCAAACUGUCGACACCAGCAGAAGCCGAUCUCCUUCACGAGAACCUCCUACAAGUUCUCCACUCGCCCAGAAGCUCUCCAGAGUCGCCCCGGACGCCGCCCCCGCAAGAAGUAAGACUUCCUCGGACUACGGCGAUGACGAUUUCGACGAUGAUACUCUCAUGGAGCUUGACGCUACAAUACUUCCUACGAAAGAGGUCGACCCUCCAAGGGAGGAAGUCCCAAGCGCCAAACCACAGCCAAAAUCCGCAGCUGACGAAUUCGACGACGACGAGUUUGAUGAUUUUGAUGUGGAUUUUUUGGAGGGCGCAGAAAAUCUCAUUACACAAAUAGAAGCACAACAUGCUUCCCAAAGUCAAGCCCCAGCGCAGCAGCAAGCCCAGCCCGUUCUUGAUGACGGUGGGGGGGAUGAUGAUGAUGGUGCAUAUGGGGGUGGCUUUGAUGACGAUGAUUUUGAUGAUGCCGACUUUGAUGCGAUGGAGCUAGCCGCCACACAAGGGGCAUCUGCCCACGCCCUGCCAACACAUGUACGUAUCAUACGUCAAAAGCCAAAAGCUAUCCAGAGGUAUUUGAUUACAAAUGUGCUGGAGAGCUCCUAUGUCGAUGACCGUGGACGUGAAUCCGAGGAAAAGGUCCUUUGGGUAGAGCAUGAGGGCACCAAGACAACAUACAUGGUCCAUCUCAGGGGUGACUGGGUUGAUACACAGGCCAACCCCAAAGCCUAUGUUCAUAUCAUUGGUGAUUUUGAGCCUUCUCGCCGAUGCAUCAUCGACAACAACCACAACAUCAUCAUUUUGCACCCAGACCAGCUCAUUUCCUCGACAGUGAUUGCGGAUUCUUUCACGUGCAUGCGACGUGCUGUCCUCCAGGAUCGCGUCAAGGCAACCAGCGAAGCGACGCCUGCUCUGGUCUAUGGUACCAUUCUCCACGAGGUGUUUCAGGCGGCUCUGAUGGCCAACGAAUGGACUAUGGACUAUCUGCGGGAUGUCAUCGACAAGACGCUCCAGAAGCACAUGGAGGAUAUCUAUGUCAUCAAGGUCAGCAUGGACGAUGCCCGCAAUCAUCUUGUUUCGAAGAUGCCGGAGCUCAGGUCCUGGGCCCAGGCAUUUGUUUCUGCGGCACCCCAGGCGAAUGCCAACGUUCAAGGACGAAACGGCGAAAAGAUCAACAUGUGUGUCAGCAAGCUUUUGGAUGUUGAGGAGCAUGUCUGGUCUCCCAUGUAUGGCCUCAAAGGCAACAUUGAUGCGACAGUGCAGGUCACAAUGCGCGAAGGCAAUGUCUCACAGACGUUGACUGUACCUUUUGAGGUCAAAACCGGAAAGAACGCCACCGCCAACCACCAGGCUCAAACUGUCUUGUACAAUCUGUUGCUGUCGGAUCGAUACGAUAUUGAAAUCGCCUACGGUAUUCUGUACUAUAUGGAGACGUCGCAGACUCUCCGAAUUCCCGCCAUCAGACAUGAGCUUCGGCAUAUGAUUAUGCAGCGCAACGCGCUGGCCUGUUAUAUCCGCGAAAGAAGUGUUCAGCUACCGCCCAUGAAGAGAAGCAAGAAUGCUUGCGAAAGAUGUUAUGCUCGGACGUCCUGUUUCAUCUACCAUAAGCUUGCCGAUGGUGGAAAUGGCGACACGAGUGGGCUGAACGAGAAAUUCGAGGCUGCCGUUCAACAUCUUUCUCCGAGGCAUCAAGAGUUCUUUUUGAAGUGGGAGGAUCUCUUGACCAAGGAAGAAAAGGAAAGUCAGAAACUCCGCCGCGAGCUUUGGACUAUGGUCAGCACCGAACGCGAGAAGGUCGGUCGAUGUUUUGCUAAUGUCAUCAUCGAGGAGGGCUCGGCGUUUGAGGAUGAAAACCAGGCCAAGAUUAACCGGUUCACGUACACGUUUAUCAAGGAGAGUCCGGCGGCUGGGUUUUCUUUCAUGGACUCGCAGCUUCAGGUUGGAGAGCCGAUUGUUGUGUCUGACGAGCAGGGGCAUUUCGCGCUUGCGUUGGGGUACGUUACGGCUGUGAGGAAGCAAAGGAUUAGCGUGGCGGUUGACAGGAGAUUACAUAAUGCCCGCAUUCGACAGCCUGGGUUCGACGAGGUGGAUAAUCAGGUGUUUGCGAGUAUCAUGGAGGUGGCGCCCGAGGGGGCAGCUCCGGCACAAAGUCAGGGGAAGAUCAAAGAGCCCCCUAUUCGGUACAGACUCGACAAGGACGAGUUCAGCAACGGAAUGGCGACGGUGCGGAAUAAUCUUGUUCAGAUCAUGACGAAUGGUCCUCGGGGCUUUCAGCGGAUACGUCAGCUUGUGGUAGAUUUGAUACCCCCCAGCUUCAAGUCUGCUCCCACUCAGUAUUCGGUUCCGGGCAAGAACAGCUUGAACGUCGACCAAAAGGCAGCCGUGGAGAAGGUGAUGAGUGCCAAGGACUACGCUUUGGUUCUGGGCAUGCCCGGUACUGGCAAAACCACUACCAUCGCGCACAUCAUCCGGGCUCUCAUCGGUCAAGGCAAGACGCUUCUUCUGACGUCGUACACCCACACCGCUGUGGACAAUAUUCUCCUCAAGCUGAAAGACGAUAAAAUCCCCAUUCUGCGUCUGGGAGCGCCAGCCAAGGUUCACCCCGAGGUUCGCGACUUUGUUACUCUCGCCAGUCAACCCAUGUCCUCGUUUGACGAGAUCCGCAGAGCCUGGCAUGGCACCCCUGUGGUGGCCACCACCUGUCUAGGCGUCAACCAUCCCGUCUUCAACGAGCGGGUAUUCGACUAUUGUAUUGUGGACGAAGCAUCUCAGAUCACCCUGCCCAUCUGCCUUGGCCCGAUCAGAAUGGCCCGCACUUUUGUUCUCGUCGGUGAUCACAACCAACUCCCGCCUCUGGUCCAAAACAACGAGGCCCGGAUUGGUGGUCUUGAUGUCUCCCUCUUCAAACUCCUCUCCGACGCCCACCCAUCCUCGGUGGUUAAUCUCGAGCAUCAAUACCGCAUGUCAGAAGACAUCAUGACCCUUUCCAACACGCUCAUCUACAAAGGCAGACUCAAAUGCGGGACUGAAUCCCUCGCAACGCGGAACUUCACGUUCCUCAUAUCGAAACAUCUGAAGCAGCGGCAUCAUGACGCGGAGACCUUCUCUCAGAAACCCCCCGCCGGCACCCACUGCUGCCCUGCGCCAAAACCAAACAGCUGCUGGCUACACGAUCUCAUCACACCCUCCACCCGCGUCAAGUUUAUCAACACUGAUCUCCUCCCCGAUAGCCAGGAGCAAGCAAAAGGCAACCGCAUCGUCAACCCCACCGAAGCGAAAAUCAUCACCCAGCUGGUCGAUUCCCUUGUUUUGGGAAGCACCGGGGGGAGAGAUGUCGAGAUGCACACCGCCGAUCGUUUUCAAGGUCGGGACAAGUCUGUUAUUUUACUUUCUCUCGUCCGCAGCAAUGACUCUGGCUCCAUUGGCGAGUUGUUGAAGGAUUGGAGGAGGAUCAAUGUUGCGUUUACCAGGGCGAAGGUCAAGUUAUUGGUGGUAGGGAGUAAGAAGACGCUUUUGGGGGAGGGGUCAGAGCAACAACAGGGACAAGAAGGGGAGAAGGACAUGAUCAAGCGGUUUGUGGAGUUGAUGGUGCAGAGGCAGUGGGUGUAUGAUUUGGGGAGGGAGCAGUUUGAGGGGCAUUAUUUUUCGUUUGUGGAGGAUUAUUUGAGUCCGGCGAAGGGGAGGACGCCGGUGAGGAGGUCGGCGGUGGUGAAGAAGAUGGUGGAGGAGAGUCCGUUGAAGGGGAGGAAGUUGAUAGAGAGGUUUGUUGCUGGGGGGGUGGGGGUGAAUAGGGUCGGGGAUAGGAAUAAGGAGAAUAUUAGGGGGGGGGUGUCGAAGCAGCCGACGAUGGGGAGGAAGAGGAUUGGGGAGAGGAUGUUGACUAAGGGGGGGCCGGUGGUGAGGGAUAUUUUGAAUGAGUUGAUGGGUUAG